This is a messenger RNA of Glossina fuscipes, 369 nucleotides long. RefSeq lists its product as uncharacterized. The transcript is spliced from 2 exons. NCBI's taxonomy places the organism in Eukaryota, Metazoa, Arthropoda, Insecta, Diptera, Glossinidae. The coding region runs from base 49 to 369 and encodes 106 amino acids. The record is from RefSeq and is a predicted model, not a curated record.
UAGGACGGUUUAGGCGACAUUUGAUAUUGUGAACUCAAUCCUAGAGAAAUGCAAAACCCACCUUAUAAACUAUAUUCCUGCCAUGACUGCAACAUUGUUGCUGCUCAAGCUAGCUCUAUCUUACCUCUUCUUGUUACUUUAGGUGAAGAUGGUAAGAUUUUCGUGUAUGAUUUUAAAGCUAAAAUGUUGCUACUGCAAGAGGAGUUUGAUAAAGCGGGCACUGGUAUCAUAAGGUUCAGUGGACGAAUAUCGUUAUCGGAAUCGUCCGAGUCGAGCUCGGUGGAUGAAUCCUCCAGCGGAGGGGAAGAAGACACCAAAAGUAUUGACCUCAUCGAUAAGACGGCCAUACGUUAUAUAUGUUACUUGUAA